AGAAAUCCAAUGCAGAGUGAAGGCUGCUUUGCCAUUCUAAAGUCUAUCCAAGCAAAUUCAGAGUCAGCUGUAGAGUCAUUGGAUUUUUCUGAUAUUGUAGUAAAUAAACAAUUUGAUGAUUUGCACACUGUUGUGAAAACAACUAUACUAAAUUUGACAGUCAAACUUGGAGGGAAUUCUGAAAUGUUCAAAAGACGCUUCCCAAAGGCAGAUCAAAUUCAAAAAGUUAAACAAUAUGCAAAGGAGAACAACCUGCGGCUGUCUAAUUAUUCAGUCAAACUGAUGAACAGGUUGAUAUGCCUCUUGAAGACUUUAAACAGACAUUAACAGUUGCUGGUAUUAUAAUGCCAAAAGAAGAAAUACAACAACUAAUAGACUUUCUGGACAAGGACAAAACAGGCUUUGUUGAUUUCAG
Molecule: messenger RNA, 415 nt
Organism: Staurois parvus
Lineage: Eukaryota; Metazoa; Chordata; Amphibia; Anura; Ranidae
Source: the annotation of a GenBank genome assembly